AUGGAGCAUUCUAAGGCUACCAUUCUCAUACUCAGCCUUAUGAUCUCUAUCUCUCAAUUAGGAGUUCUCACUUACAAUGCCAUUCCAAUCAAAGAUGUUAGGUACAUGAAGUUUGUACAUAAGGCCAGUGAUUUACCAGCAAAAGAAGAAUAUGACUACAUAAUAAUAGGAGGAGGAACAGCAGGCUGCCCAUUAGCUGCAACAUUAUCAUCAAAAUUCUCAGUCCUUGUUCUGGAAAGAGGUAGUGAUCCCAACAAAUAUCCUUCUGUGUUGAAUGAACAAGGUCUAUUGAACGUUUUUGCUGCUGGAGAUGAUGGUAAAAAUCCCUUCCAACGUUUCAUCUCUGAGGAUGGAGUAGAGAACAUAAGAGCGCGGGUCCUUGGUGGCGGAAGCAUGGUUAAUGCUGGCUUUUACUCACGUGGCCAUCAACAGUUCUUUGAAACUGCAGGUGUUGAUUGGGACAUGGAAUUGGUGGAGAAGGCUUAUCAAUGGGUUGAAGAGACCGUGGCAUCUCGACCAAUUUUGAAUGCUUGGCAAUCUGCUUUUAGAAGUGCGUUACUGGAAGCUGGUGUUGUCCCUGAUAAUGGGUUUGAUUUGAGACAUCUUGUGGGAACUAAAACUGGAGGUUCCAUCUUUGAUGAUAAAGGAAAUAGACAUGGAGCUGUUGAGCUUCUUAAUAAGGCUGAACCAACAAAUAUUAAAGUUGCAAUUGAAGCCACAGUCCAGAAAAUCCUCUUCUCUGGUUUAUCUGCACGUGGGGUUUUGUAUUCUGAUUCAAAAGGGAAGUUACACAGAGCAUUCAUUCGCAAGAAAGGUGAGAUAAUUGUAAGUGCAGGAGCCAUUGGAAGCCCUCAACUUCUCCUUCUAAGUGGGGUUGGCCCAAAAUCUCAUCUUUCAUCCUUAAAACUACCUGUCGUCCUCCACCAACCGUAUGUCGGUGAAUUCAUGUCGGACAAUCCCCGUUUUGGGACAAACAUCAUCCUUCCAUUCCAAUUGGUUCCUUCCUCUGUAAAAGUUGUUGGAAUUUUACAAGACAAUAUCUAUAUACAAUCAUUUGCUAGCCCUUCACCAUUUUUUGCUCCACCAUCUUUCAGUCUUCUUCCUCCUCAAUUCAAUUCCAUUGUCCCCAGCUUAGCCAUGUUUGUUGGAAAAUUCUCGGAGGUUCAUUCUGAAGGCUCACUCCGAUUGAAUUCCUCCACUAAUGUGAAGAAGAGUCCCAUUGUUCGAUUCAAUUAUUAUUCACAUCCUGAUGAUCUUGCUCGAUGUGUUAAAGGAGUAAGAAAAAUGGGAGAUUUGCUUAAAACGCAAACCAUGGAAAAGAUUAAGACCCAUGAUUUGGAGGGUAAUAAAGGAUUUCAGUUUUUGGGGCUUCCCUUGCCGGAAAAUUUGUCGAAUGAUAGCUCCGUUGGAGAAUAUUGUCAAAAAACGGUGACUACUUAUUGGCAUUAUCAUGGAGGAUGUUUGGUCGGAAAAGUUGUAGACGGUAAUUAUAAAGUCAUCGGAAUAAAAAAUUUGCGUGUUGUUGAUGGCUCAACUUUCUCUGAGUCACCGGGAACUAAUCCUAUGGCCACCCUCAUGAUGCUUGGCCGAUAUGUUGGCCUUAAGGUACUGCAACAAAGAUCGAGUGUCAACUAA
This is a messenger RNA of Benincasa hispida (wax gourd), 1635 nucleotides long. NCBI's taxonomy places the organism in Eukaryota, Viridiplantae, Streptophyta, Magnoliopsida, Cucurbitales, Cucurbitaceae. The record is from RefSeq and is a predicted model, not a curated record.